GUACCUCAAGAAGUGAUUUGUUGUCAGAAGACUGAGAACCAUAUUUGUAUUUAGCGGUAUUUAGAUGUUUCCUGUUCUGCGCCCCGUCACUGUCCGUGGCUGCAUUUAUGGUGAACGCUGCUGAUUCUUUUGUUGUGUAGUUAUUUAUUCGUUGGUGUUAACUGUUGGUGAUGUUUGACCGUGGAUUGGCUGAUAGUAAAUUUCCAAACCUAUGUUUGAGGUAAAUUCUAAUAUACGGAGGCCCUGACGAAACAAUAGAGUUUGAAACAUGUCAUUGAAUUUCGGAAGUAUUUGUCGGCUAUGCAUGACGCAGACUAAUACUAUGUUGCCUUUGUUCAGUGAAGACUGUGUUCUUCAAAACCGAAUAAUGGCUGUAGUGUCAGUUAUAAAGCUCCAUGUAGACGAUGGUUUGCCUUCACAGGUUUGCCAGCAAUGUGUACACCAAGUGAAUAAUGCCUAUAAUUUUAAACUGCUGUGUGAGAGCUCUGAUUUUGCAUUACGGCAGUACCUAAGUACUGGGCAGUCAGAAAACCAGCCAUAUCAGACUUCUUCACCUGUGGAUGAACCAAGUUUAGAUGAUGAAACUGAUGUGAAACCUUUCCUGAGCUUUUCUGUAGAUAAAGCUGAUGUGUCACAGGGAAUGGAGGAAUGUAGCGCAGAGGAAACAAAGUUUUCUUCGACUUUGAAAGACAUUGGAGAGUCUGCACAACAACACUGCUUUACAAUGGAAGGAACUGAGAAGCAUAGUUCACAACCCUCUGAGGAACUUUCUCAGUGUCAUGCUUCAGUAGUAGUCGAUCCAAUUAAGGGUUUGUUCCCCUGUAAUAUUUGUGGUAAAAGUUUCAUAAAUAAGAGUAAACAGAAGGAACAUGUAACAAGACAUGUUGGGGGAAGGCCACAUGUAUGUGAAGUGUGCGGAAAGAGAUUCAAGGAGCGUAGCGGCCUGAAGAAACAUGCUAUUUCUCACACAGGAGAGAAGGCACAUGUGUGUGAGGUGUGUGGCAAAAGGUUCACAUUGCUUACCCAUCUGAAGACCCAUAAUUUGGUUCAUACAGGGCAGAAAUCACAUGUGUGUGAUAUCUGUGGCAAGAGAUUUGGUCAGCUAGGCAACUUCAGGAAACAUGCAUUACUUCACACAGGAGAGAAGCCCUUCAAUUGUAGUCUAUGUGGUAAAUGUUUUUCUCAGAAAGACACCUUGAAGAUGCAUAUAGCAGCUCAUGAGGGCCAGAAGCCACAUGUGUGCAACAUCUGUGGUAAAAGGUUUGCUCAACGUGGAUGUCUUAAGACACACGUAAUUGUCCAUUCUGGACAGAAGGAAUUUUGUUGUAAUGUCUGUGGUUCCAGUUUUACUAGGAAACAUAAUCUGAAGAAACAUGCAGUUAGGCACCUUGUUCACUGACAGAUUUUUCUAUGGGGUACACCUUGACUGGCUAAACCAGAUGCAUACCUGAGGAGCUGCACAACAAUUUUGAACUUUUGUGAAGUGUUAUUGUUCCAUGUGAGUGAAAUAUCCUUUCAAGUUCAGUACACAAAUAAUGGAAAUGAUAGAGCUUGCUCAUGUGACUGCGAAUAUGAGAUUUAUAUAUGAAUGUGUGUUGCAUUCAACUACAGAAACUUUUUGUUUACUGUGAAUUUCUUGGAGAAUUCUAGCAUUUGUUAAUAGGAAAGUCUGAAAGUGUACUUGAAGCAUUGGACUUGUAUAGAUUUAUAAGCAGUAAAAUAUUAUGUUUGUA
Molecule: messenger RNA, 1733 nt
Organism: Cryptotermes secundus
Lineage: Eukaryota; Metazoa; Arthropoda; Insecta; Blattodea; Kalotermitidae
Product: gastrula zinc finger protein XlCGF49.1
Exons: 4
Coding region: 269-1399 (376 amino acids)
Biological process (GO): regulation of transcription by RNA polymerase II
Cellular component (GO): nucleus
Molecular function (GO): zinc ion binding; DNA-binding transcription factor activity; RNA polymerase II cis-regulatory region sequence-specific DNA binding
Source: RefSeq, a predicted model, not a curated record